AUGUCGUUGAGCCCAAAGCACACUACGCCUUUUUCAGUGACAGAUAUUUUGAGUCCAAUCGAGGAGACCUACAAGAAGUUCAGUAUGGACGGCGCAGGGAACCUAACCUCUCCACUGGGAGCCUACCGACAGCCUCAGGUGUCUCAGACCGGGAUGCAGCAGCACUCUAUGGGCCAUAACGCCACCGUGGCCACCACUUAUCACAUGCCGCACACCGUCUCCCAGUUCUCCCACAGCGCAAUGGGGGGAUACUGCAAUGGAAGCAUUGGCAACAUGGGAGACCUCCCGUCGUACCAGGAAAGCAUGCGGAAUAGUGCAGCAGCAACAGGGUGGUACAGCGCCAACCCGGAUCCAAGAUACUCCACAAUUUCUAGAUUCAUGGGACCUUCCACAGGUAUGAACAUGAGCGGCAUGGGGAGUCUCUCAGGAAUGGCGGACGCCACCAAGUCCAUGCCAGUUCUCCACGCUGCGCCCAGGAGGAAACGGCGCGUCCUGUUCUCGCAGGCUCAGGUCUACGAGCUGGAGAGGAGGUUUAAGCAGCAGAAAUACCUGUCGGCGCCUGAGAGGGAGCAUCUGGCCAGCAUGAUCCACCUGACGCCGACCCAGGUGAAAAUCUGGUUUCAGAACCACCGGUACAAGAUGAAGCGCCAGGCCAAGGACAAGGCAACGCAGCAGCUGCAGCAGCAGGACGGUAACCUGUGCCAACAGCAGGCGCAGUCCCCGAGGCGUGUGGCCGUGCCAGUUCUGGUGAAGGACGGUAAACCGUGCCAGAACGGCUCCAACACGCCAACGCAGAACCAGCAACAGAUACAACAGAGCCAACAACAAAACCAACAACAGAACGGACCCGGAGUUGUGCUCGCAUCUCCGACCAGCAGCCUCAGCCAGCAUCAAAGCCAGCAGCAGGUGAACGCUUUGGAGCUCGAGGAGAUGUCGCCUAGCCCCCCCUCACUGCACAGCCAGCUCAACAUGGCCCAGAUAGACACAUCUGCUGUAGAUUACACCAGCAACAUGGUCAGCUCAAACCUCCUCUACGGCAGAACGUGGUAG
Messenger RNA from Perca flavescens (yellow perch), 1050 nucleotides. RefSeq names its product NK2 homeobox 4a (gene nkx2.4a). Bases 1 to 1050 code for a protein of 349 amino acids. Gene Ontology annotation, cellular component: nucleus. Gene Ontology annotation, biological process: cell differentiation; regulation of transcription by RNA polymerase II. Gene Ontology annotation, molecular function: DNA-binding transcription factor activity, RNA polymerase II-specific; RNA polymerase II cis-regulatory region sequence-specific DNA binding. NCBI's taxonomy places the organism in Eukaryota, Metazoa, Chordata, Actinopteri, Perciformes, Percidae. The record is from RefSeq and is a predicted model, not a curated record. The transcript has 2 exons.